AUUACAGAGCGAUCGCGUCUCAGUGGAGGUAGAAACACCCACCCAACAAGGUGUACUCAGUUCUUACCUGUAUUUUAGUCAACAAAACGGAUAAGUUACAUAAAUUUGUGUACCGUCUUUGGUAAUUUGACAAGUACAUUAGUGAAUACAGUGAAAAUAGGAAGGUGACAGUAUAGAAUACUGUGAACAUAAGAACAAGAGAAAGGACGUAGUGAAGCGUUCCUGUGCUUUGAGGAAAUAAAGCACAGACCUGCGAUAACGAAAUUACGGUAAUCUUGGAAUGAGAAAAGAGGUUUGGACACAGAGAGGUAUAAAGAAGUGCAUAACCAGAACCCGAAACCGUACUACUCAGGUUCUUCAAGCAUGAGAUAGUACUCUGAUGUAGCGAAAACCAUAUCAUGAUUAUUUUUGCUCGGACGACUUUGGGUUUCAGGAGAGCAGAAAAAGGCAUUAAAGUGAUGUUGAUUUAACAGGCCUAGAUCAGAUGCAUCUUGUGUGAAUCCAGAGCACCUGGGAACUGAUAUCAGGACAAGAUGAACAAAAUGAUAAGAGGUCUCCGGCUGUUGCGAGGUGGGCGUGGCCGGGCGCUGAGGUUGGGCGUCCUGGCGGUGCUGGGCGUGUGGGCGUGGGUGGCGCUUCUGUCGGGGAACGGCGAUCCAUCUCCACAGCAGCAUGGCAAGGUCAGCAAGUCCCCCAGCCCUCAGGUCGCGGCACCAAUCAUCGUACAGCAUUCUACAGUUAGCCACGCCCCUCCAGAGAGCCUAAACCACGCCCCCUUAAGAAAAGAUACCGACAAGGCUCAGAAGGACAAGGUCAGCUUCAGCGCGAGCGAGGACGUCAACCCAAGGUACAACAUUGUAGCCAAGAAGGAAGGGGUGGACGUCGAACUCCUGCCCUUGAGAAAGCAGGACUUCGAGGACGUCCCCCUGGGCGACGCCGCGAGAGACAAGGGGGAGGGAAAGGAGGACCCAGCGGGACCUGACGCGAGAGAGGACUACGAUGAAGAUGAAGAUGACGAAGACGAAGAGGAGGAGGAGGAUCAAGGAAAGUGGGGAGGGAGGAACAAAAUGGCGAACGGAGACGAAGGCCUUGUCGAAGACGAGGACGCGAGAGCAGCUAAGGAUAACGUGGCUCUCGAGGAGCAAGGGGAGGAGGAAGGGGAGCACCAGUUGAAGGCAAUGUUGAAGGACCUCCAGAAGCAAGAAUACUGGAAGUCACCCGAAGGCGUGAAACUAUGGGAGAAAAACCGCAACCUGGAGGAGAGGAGACAGUUCGACUUCGACAACCCCGAGAAGAGCGUCUGGAAGGGAGAAGACGACCUGAUGGGACUCAAGGGGAAGAUCAGCGACAUGCAAACAAACGACCUAAAGGGAGACGCAGGUGCUGCUGAGAACGACUUCAAGUUGCGCAGGAUGAGAGUGAAGGAGGUGUGCAAGAAAUAUAACCUGGGUCCUCUGGCCAAACCUGGGUCUCGUCCGAGUAUCAAGCACCCGCCCACUCCCAACUACGACGUAUUCUAUAUCGACAGAAACGACGGACUGGCUUGGUGCCCCAUAUACAAGGCCGCUUCAACGACGUGGCUUUAUAAUUUCAUACUCCUUGGCGGCCUCUCCGACUCUUACGUCCAGAACACCAAGGAACAAGUCUCCAACGUGGCCAGGAAGCUGUGGCCUCCUCUUGAGUACACGCAGGCCGAUAUGGCCCUGAAGAUGAGUCUCAAGUUCAUGAUCGUCCGCCACCCGUUCGAACGCAUCGUCUCCGCGUAUCGAGACAAGUUGGAGAACCUAAACAUAGGGAAGGAACACGGAAUCGAACACUUCUACCAGAAAUACGGACGGAAGAUCGUAGCUAAAUACCGCCAGGAAGGGCAAGGACCACCAGUCGAUAGGUACUCGCAAGAUAAGGACAACCCUGCUCUCCCACCGCCGAAGGGUAUCGAACCGACUUUCGAAGAGUUCGUGAGGUACCUGAUUAACACGGAUCUUGUUUACUAUGCGGACGACCACUGGAUGCCCUACUACCUUCACUGCACCCCGUGUCUCGUUGACUAUGACGUCAUUGCGAAGUUCGAGACCUUGGACAGGGACCAGAAGUACAUCAUCGAGAAGAGGAAGUUGGAGAAGAAGAUCAAAGUCUCGUGGAAGCACCUGACGAAGGGGAAAAAGACGUCAGAUACAGUUAAAAGAUACUUUAGCACGAUAACUAAAGAUCAGUUACUGAAGCUUUACCAGAAAUAUAAGGUUGAUUUUGAAUUAUUUAAUUAUUCUAUUGAUGAUUAUUUGUCUUACGUGAAACCGUCAUAGUAUAUGAUGCACAGCUUAUUAGGAUUAGACAGGGAGUUAUAUGCACAAGUGAUAUCCAUAAAGUAAUGUGCAAUGGAUUGUUAUCAUUUAUAUUUUGUUUACAGGAGAUGUACCCUUGCUUAUACAUUAUAUGCACAUUUUUAGUAUAUAUAUUAAAUUAUAUAUAAUACAUCAGCCUAUUCUUUGUUCUAAUAAAGCAUUAUAUAAAGUAUGGAAAAUUAUACCACGAUAAUAUCUGGUCACAAUAAAAGAUAAAAAGUUA
Molecule: messenger RNA, 2565 nt
Organism: Penaeus chinensis
Lineage: Eukaryota; Metazoa; Arthropoda; Malacostraca; Decapoda; Penaeidae
Exons: 6
Coding region: 534-2303 (589 amino acids)
Biological process (GO): carbohydrate biosynthetic process
Cellular component (GO): membrane
Molecular function (GO): sulfotransferase activity
Source: RefSeq, a predicted model, not a curated record